Hevea brasiliensis (rubber tree) is the source of this 2059-nucleotide messenger RNA. Its product is annotated as 3-ketoacyl-CoA synthase 11. Bases 250 to 1824 code for a protein of 524 amino acids. The record is from RefSeq and is a predicted model, not a curated record. NCBI's taxonomy places the organism in Eukaryota, Viridiplantae, Streptophyta, Magnoliopsida, Malpighiales, Euphorbiaceae. Gene Ontology annotation, biological process: fatty acid biosynthetic process. Gene Ontology annotation, cellular component: membrane. Gene Ontology annotation, molecular function: acyltransferase activity, transferring groups other than amino-acyl groups. The transcript has 2 exons.
AUUACUCCCCUCCCUUACCUCUCUCUUUCUCCAGAUUCACACUCUUUAUAUUCCCAUAGCACCUCCCUCCCUCCCUCCCUCUUCACAUCACAACCCUGCUCUUUUCUUAUUCUUCAUUAGCUCUCUCCUUCGCUCUGGGUUUUCUUUAUUCUUCGUCCAAAUCCUCAUAAUAAUCAAAGAUUCCAACUCCUUCCAUUUGGUGGAAGUUACAGUGUAUUGAGUACCUUUUGUUUCUUUUUUUUGUCAAUAAUGGCAGAGGAACUUAGACGAAACCCGAAACCUGAAUCAGUUUCGGAAGAUGCUCAGCCUGAAAUAAAGAGAAACAACUUGCCAAAUUUUCUCCUAUCAGUUAGACUCAAAUAUGUGAAACUAGGUUACCAUUAUUUAAUCUCCAAUGCCAUGUAUCUGGUGCUCAUUCCACUUCUGGGUGUUGCCUCUGCUCAUCUUUCGACUCUUACAAUCCAAGACUUAGUUCAGCUAUGGAACCACCUAGAGUUUAAUUUUGUCUCUGUAACACUGUGUUCUGGUCUUAUAGUUUUCUUGGCUACUCUUUACUUCAUGAGCCGCCCAAGAAAAGUGUACUUGGUAAAUUUUGCUUGUUACAAGCCAGAAGCAGCUCGCAUAUGCACGAGAGAAACUUUCAUGGAGAGAUCAGCGCUGGCUGAGAGCUUCACCGAAGAGAACUUGGCCUUUCAAAAGAAGAUCCUGGAGAGGUCCGGGUUGGGGCAAAAGACUUACUUGCCUGAGGCUGUGAUGAGGGUUCCACCAAACCCGUGCAUGGCAGAGGCAAGGAAGGAGGCUGAGACUGUGAUGUUCAGCGCAAUCGAUGAGCUCUUGGCCAAAACUGGGGUUAAAGCCAAGGAUAUAGGGAUCCUUAUUGUAAACUGUAGCUUGUUCAAUCCAACGCCGUCUCUCUCUGCCAUGAUAGUAAAUCACUACAGGCUAAGAGGGAACAUAAUGAGUUAUAACCUUGGUGGUAUGGGCUGCAGUGCUGGGCUUAUUUCCAUCGACCUUGCCAAACAGCUUUUACAGGUUCACCCCAACUCCUAUGCUCUAGUGGUGAGUAUGGAGAACAUCACUCUCAAUUGGUACUUUGGCAACGACCGAUCAAUGCUUGUCUCAAACUGCCUCUUCCGAAUGGGUGGUGCCGCCAUCCUUCUCUCCAACCGAGCAUCAGAUGGUCGCCGCUCCAAGUAUCAACUCAUCCACACAGUUCGUACUCAUAAAGGUUCAGAUGAUAAAUGUUACAAUUGUGUGUUCCAGAAAGAGGAUGAAGGUGAACGCAGGAGAAUUGGUGUUUCGCUUUCUAAAGACCUUAUGGCUGUUGCUGGAGAAGCCCUUAAGACCAAUAUCACAACUCUAGGGCCAUUAGUCCUUCCAAUGUCAGAGCAGCUCUUAUUUUUUGCAACUUUAGUGGCGAGAAAGGUCUUUAAAAUGAAGAUCAAACCAUACAUUCCAGAUUUCAAGUUGGCUUUUGAGCACUUCUGCAUCCAUGCAGGAGGAAGAGCUGUUUUAGAUGAGCUAGAGAAAAAUCUUGAUCUUACUGAUUGGCACAUGGAGCCUUCAAGAAUGACUCUUUAUAGGUUUGGUAACACUUCAAGCAGUUCUUUAUGGUAUGAAUUGGCUUACUCUGAAGCCAAGGGGAGAAUCAGGAAGGGUGAUAGAACAUGGCAGAUUGCAUUUGGUUCAGGAUUCAAGUGUAACAGUGCUGUGUGGCGUGCAUUGAAGACAAUCAAUCCAGCCAAAGAAAAGGACCCUUGGAUGGAUGAAAUUGAUGAAUUUCCUGUUCAUGUGCCUAAGGUGGUGUCCAUUAAUUCAUCUUGAAGCUCCAUCGAUCCAUUUAAUCAUCCUUCCUAGCAGCGAGAUUGUGUUUUUAGUUUAAUUAGCAUUUGGUUGAUAUAUAUGCAUGAAAACAAGGUGAUUUUUUUUUUUCCCUGAUAUUGUUAAUGGAUCCAAGCAUUUGUAGGAGGAUUACAAGCCCAACGAAAUUAAAAUUUGUCAAAUAAAAAAUACUUGAUAAAUACAUUAGUGUACUAUAUAUAGUUAUAUUUUGCAACAA